Messenger RNA from Solanum pennellii, 1572 nucleotides. RefSeq lists its product as uncharacterized. Gene Ontology annotation, cellular component: chloroplast thylakoid membrane; chloroplast envelope. The record is from RefSeq and is a predicted model, not a curated record. Bases 109 to 1386 code for a protein of 425 amino acids. NCBI's taxonomy places the organism in Eukaryota, Viridiplantae, Streptophyta, Magnoliopsida, Solanales, Solanaceae. The transcript has 6 exons.
GAUAGAUACGAUGUCGCAUAAGCGUGUCUUAUCUAUAGACGAGAGAAGAAAAUCAAGAUUUAAGAAUCAGCCAUUGUUGAGUUCUUUGAGCAAGCUUAGUGAAGAAUAAUGAGCCGUCUCCACUGCUUGGAGACAUCGAUCUUCGCCACGGCAAAUCUCUUUCUUUUUCACACACCCUUUUCACCAUCUGCAGUUUUACCCUUAACUUCUACCAAACCUGCGAGCCUUCUUUUUGAGAAUUUCAAGAAAUCAGCAUCAAGAACACCAACUAGAACAAGUGCCAACAACCCCACAACUAAGGUGUUGGCUAGUGGUGUAUCUACUGCGGCAGUAGAUGGAGAAGCUGAUGUUGAAGUUGCUGAGGGGUAUACAAUUACUCAGUUUUGUGAUAAAAUGAUUGAUUUGUUCCUAAAUGAAAAACCCAAGUCAAAAGAUUGGAGAAAAUACUUGGUUUUUCGAGAAGAGUGGAAGAAGUACGGGGAUAGAUUUUACAGUAGGUGUCGAACUCGAGCUGACACAGAAGAUGAUUCUCAAAUGAAGGAAAAGUUAAUUAGCUUGGCUAGAAAAGUUAGGAAGAUUGAUGAUGAAAUGGAAAGGCAUACUGAACUUCUCAAAGAGAUACAAGAUAACCCCAGGGAUUUGAAUGCAAUUGUUACAAAGAGGCGCAAGGACUUCAAUGGUGAAUUCUUUCGGCAUCUGUCUUUGCUUUCAGAAACUUAUAACAGCUUGGAGGACCGAGAUGCAUUUGCCAGACUUGGGACUAGAUGCUUGUCUGCAGUCAGUGCUUAUGACAACACACUGGAGAUUGUGGGAACAUUAGAUACUGCCCAGGCCAAAUUCGAUGACAUCUUGAACUCUCCGUCAGUGGAUGCAGCAUGUGACAAGAUUAAAAGCCUUGCCAAGAGUAAAGAACUUGACUCUUCUUUGGUGCUGCUGAUAAAUGGUGCUUGGGCUUCAGCAAAAGAAUCCUCUACAAUGAGAAAUGAGGUAAAGGAGAUAAUGCAUCGUCUAUACAAAGCUACACAGAGUAGUCUAAGGAGCAUGGCACCAAAAGAAAUAAAGUUGCUUAAGUACCUGCUGAACAUCACAGAUCCUGAAGAGCGAUUCUCAGCAUUGGCAACAGCUUUCAGCCCUGGUCAUGAACAUGAUGCCAAGGAUCCUAAUGCCAUAUACACAAGUCCAAAAGAGUUGCACAAGUGGAUCAAAAUCAUGCUUGAUGCAUACAACAUGAAUAAAGAAGAGACUGAAAUUAGAGAAGCCAAGCAGUUGGAUCAACCUAUGGUCAUUCAGAGACUUUCCAUUCUAAAGGAAACAGUUGAAGCAGAAUAUUUGGAAAAAGAAGCUAAUACAGAAAAAGAUUCACAACCAGAAGAAACUGUGAUAUGACAACCCAGUCCACCGGCGUAUCUGUUGUUAUUGCUCACUGUCAGUUCUCUUCUCAAAAUUAGCUUUCUUUGGUGAUUUGUGUAUCUCUCAGCAUGCAGUAGGAUGAAUGGCUGGUUGCAAUAGUGAAGCAAUUAUGUAUAGUUGUUUUUUGUAGAAAUAGCAAAGAGGCGUUUUCCCUUUUAUGUA